Cavenderia fasciculata is the source of this 1782-nucleotide messenger RNA. RefSeq lists its product as uncharacterized. Gene Ontology annotation, biological process: signal transduction. Gene Ontology annotation, molecular function: transmembrane signaling receptor activity. The record is from RefSeq and is a predicted model, not a curated record. Bases 1 to 1782 code for a protein of 593 amino acids. The transcript has 6 exons. NCBI's taxonomy places the organism in Eukaryota, Evosea, Eumycetozoa, Acytosteliales, Cavenderiaceae.
AUGAUCACAGCCGCAUUUGCUAUAUUUGGCAACGACAACAACAACAAUAAUAGUAAUAGAAAUAAUAAUAGUAAUAAUAAGUUGAUUAGUUUAUCAACGAGUAAAAAUAACAAUAAUGAUCAUAUUGUUGAGUCGAUUAGUUCUACACCUACAACAACAACAACAACAACAACAACAACAACAACAACAUCAAUGCAUUCUGAUCAUCCAACAACUAUUAAUGAUAUAUCAGGUGUAGAUGAUGUUAUUUUUAUAUUCAUGAGAGAUGGUAUCAUAUCAUUUACCUUUUUGUUACUUCUUUUCAUCAUGUCUCAUUUUAUCAUAAGAAGAUUCAUUCGAAAGAAGGAUGUCUAUAAAAAGGUUUAUCUUGCUAACGAAAUAUUGACAACAUUUCCAUCAAACUAUUACAUUCAAUGGUUAAAUAGAGAGUUAAUAUUUUCAUUCUGGAACAAAAUAUUUUGGGGUGCAAAUAUUUCAUUAUUUAUCAUUCUACCAUUUGCCUAUUUCUAUUACGAAGCAGAGGGUAUUGAGAGAUCAUUUUUAUCUAGAAUCAAGGAUGCUCUUCUUGUACUCUCACUGGUAUCCGUCAUAUUUAUAGCAUGCGUCUACGUUGUAUAUAUUUUAUUUUUCGACUUUGAUCAAAACAUCAUCAAAGCCAUCUUUUCAGACUACCUACCUUUUUCCUAUUCACUCAUUUCCACUUCUGGAACUAUUUUUGUAUUGUUUUGCAUACCAAAAGGAUUUAAUACAUUGACAUCAAAAGGAAUUAGCCUUGCUAUUCCACAACCCAAAGAUCAAAUACAAGCUGCUCGGCUAGAAAUAUUAACUUUACAAGAAAAUUUACAAAACAGCCAACUAGAAACAAAAGAACAACAAAAUAUUCAAGAAAAGUUGAAAGAAUUGGAGAGAUUUAUAAAGAAAAGCGAAAAAAUGGCAAAGAGACCUGUUAUUUUAAAAUUUGCUGCAUUGAUGAUAACCAUCCUCAAUUUUGUAUUUAGCGGAUGGGUUGUUUUAAAGGUUUUUGUGAGUGUGGUCAAGAGAAUUUUUGACAAGAUUACAUAUUACUCUUGGACAAGUGCUGCAAGCGCUCGUGUCGAUAAUGUAUAUGAUUUUUUAGCAUAUUCUUCAAAGUUGGGCUCUUUUGAAUCAUUGUUUGAAACUGCCGUUAUUAUAUAUUUAAUGGUUUCAGCAUUUGUAGGAUUUUUUAAUAUAUUGGUUUUUGCAAAGAUCAGACCAAGUAUUGCAUCAACCUCGUUGAGAAAAUUGAUUAUCAAUACUGGAAUCAUUCUUUUAAUGAGUUCAUCAUUUCCAGUGGUUGUUCGUACAUUAGAGAUUAGUAGAUUCGAUUUAAUGGGCUAUUAUACACACACAAACUAUUUAAAUAGCGAGGCAUUCAAGUUGAUCUAUUGCAUCUCCUUUAUCACAGCACUCAUCCAAAAUUAUCUCCAGUUCCUAUCACCAAAAUCAAAAACUCCAUUCCAGUUUAUCAUCUCAAAGGCUUUUAAUUCACCUCCAUCACAUUCUGUUCAUUUUCAACCAUCCUUUUCUAUAACACCAGAUGAUCAACUACAGUUACAACCACAACAACCACAACAACAACAACAACAACACAAAUCCUUGAUGCCUCAAAAGAGAAAUAAUUAUCCAACCAGUAAUAAUUUACAACAACAUGUGGGUAGUAACAAUCUAAAUGUUAUUUCUUCAUCCCCAAAUGUCACAUCAACUAAAAAACAACAACAAGCUCCAUCACCUCGAAAGAAAAGAAAAUCAAAACCAGAUUAA